Molecule: messenger RNA, 3426 nt
Organism: Eufriesea mexicana
Lineage: Eukaryota; Metazoa; Arthropoda; Insecta; Hymenoptera; Apidae
Gene: Culd
Product: CUB and LDLa domain
Exons: 10
Coding region: 102-3410 (1102 amino acids)
Molecular function (GO): protein binding
Source: RefSeq, a predicted model, not a curated record
GAGGUCGGGAGGUCGGGCGGGUGGGUGUGCAUCGAGGAAGGGUUGGAAUCCGGUAGCCGGUAAGGAGAUAUCGGAAUAGGAGGAGAAACAUCGGAAGCACGAUGUUGACGUUAAAAGCGAUGUUCUGGAUGUCGGUAUGGUGGUGGAUGAUGGGGAUUGGCGAUGGGAACAUCAAUCGCCACGAGGAUAUCUGCGCGGUCCAAAACGGUCGCCGAUCGUAUCUGGAGCUGGGCGAGAAGGGUAUCUUAUACGCGAAGAACGUCUCGUUCGCGAAGAACGAGCCGAGGCAAGAGGGUUCGCGGGUAUAUACGAGCAACAGCUCCCACGCUCAGUGCAACCUCGAGCUUGUGACAUGUCCAUCUUGCGUAAUAAUUAUCACCUUCCAAAGUAUCGCGUUGUCACAUCAUUGCGGCGACGGCAGCGUGACGAUGGAUAGCCCGUGCAGAUGCGAUUACGUUUGGAUCUCCGAGCCACCGUACGAGGACGUGUCCGGAACUCCGUUCUGCGGCCUGUACGCGCCCAUCACGUACAGGUCCAGCACGAGAACCUUGUCGAUCACGCUGCUCUACAGCCAGUCGCAUAAGCAUGCGUUCACGCUCGAGUACACGGCCGAGAGAAAUAGAUUGCACUUGAGGGGUACCGAAUUGACAGCGACUGGUCAAGCAGCGAAGGGACUGAACAACACCGGUGGUGGAAUUCUAGCGUCUCCCUUCUUCCCGGCUCGCUACCCUCGCGAUUUGGGCUUGGAAUACGUGGUGACGUGCCCCAGUGAAGCUCCAUCCUGUCGCAUCAGGCUGUUAUUCAGUGAUUUUCAGCUGGCGACUGUAUCGAUAAUGGAGUUCUACGAUUGGAACGGGCAACGGUUGGACGUGAGCAGCGGCGCGAGAUUUCGACCACCCGUGAUAAUGAGUUCCGGUCCGUCGUUGCUGAUACGAUUUUACGCGAACGGCGGUACCGGAUUGGGCUACAAGGCGUUCUACUCGUUCGUGAUCGGCCAUCCUUUGGACAAGACCGUGAAACCGAUAACCGACUGCGGUGGCUACGUGGAAAACCUUGGCGGAGCUAUUACCAUGAUAGACAUGGUCGGCGAAGGGGUAAAAACUUACGAUUGCGUCUGGUUGAUCAGACCCCCGAAGAAUUUUCUACACAUGAAGACGCAUAUGUACCUAAAAGUGGUCACGUUCGAGGACAUGGCCGGCAAUACCGAACUAGUCGUGAAACAAGGACCCACCUCGGCUCUUCUGCCGCUCGAGAUUCUCAGACAUCCAGCGAGUCAAGUGCAACCACCGCGGCACCGGGAACACCUCGCCCCUGUCACCAGCGGUUUUCACGUCAGUCUUCGUGGAACAUUCGGCCCGUCUUCGCAUCUCGCGAUCUCCUAUGCAGCCUUCAGCUAUAUGGAUUGCUUCGCGGGCUCGGACUUUCUCUGUCGAAACCAUAGAUGCAUACCUACUCAACUGAAUUGCGACGGGUUCGACCACUGCGGAGACAACAGCGACGAACCGGCGACCUGCUUUCGAGAUUGGGAAGUGGAGCCUCAAGAUCGAAAGUGGCACAUGAACAAGGCGAAUUACUACUUUCCGAAGAUCGACCGAUAUCCGGACCUGAAGACGGCUACUCUGGUAUUCGUCGCGAGCAGCCUCGGUUUGAUCAUUUUGAUAUCCGCGUUGAUCAUUCUGCUGUACAGAAUGGGAGCUAGAGCGAGGCAGCAAAGGGAAUUGCAAUCGAGGUUGCAAACGAUCAGCGAACUUUUAGUGUUCGACAUUGCAGACGGAGCGCGAAUCGACGAGAUCUCGGUGUCGGAUGACCCACCGAUGUACGAGGCACCGCCUGGCUACGACGAAGUGAUCAAACUCGGAUUCGAUUCGGAGAUCGUGUCACGGAAAAAGAGAAGAUCGUUUGGGCGAGAAUCGCGCGGUAGAAGCUCCCCUGGUCAAAGUUGCUCACUGGACGCUGGUCGAUCCUCCGUUUGUUCCAUCACCGAGACGGCAGGUACCAGUCACGCUUCGUCGAGUCCUAGUCAGGAGCCGAAGAGUCGAGCUCUACGACUGCCCGAGAGUCCACCGCCACCGUACGUCACUCCUCCAGGAUCGAUAUCGCGACAUUUCAACAUAUCCGGAUUAACGAUCGUCUCGAGCGCGCGCGUACGAGAGGACGAAGACGAGGGAACGUCACAUGAACCGACCGAAUCGCGUCGAGUGAGUGGACAAUUCUCGUUGUACCUGUCCGGAAACAGCGAGCAUCCGGACUCGAUGACCGAGGAGAAUCUGGAGGGAGCCUCGAUCUCGAUCGAUGCCGAAAUUUUUGGUGCGUAUCCACGGACUCGGAGCGCUUCGAAUUCGAUUCGAAGACUCGACACGUCCUGUGAUUCGCAGCGGAAAAUCUCGAGCGCUGCUUCGACCGGCACGGAGGCGGAGCGUGGACAGCGAAGAGAAGACGCGGGCGAAAGAAUCGGAGCCGGGGAACGAUCCGAGACGAUGAUCGACGGGAACGAGGUCGGGGACGAGGAACGAAACGGGGAAUUGGUGGAGGAACCACGAAUCGAUACACAGGCAACAACCGUGGACUGCGUCGGAGAUAACGCGAGAUCGAACGAUGCAUCGGUAUCCUCCGGAUGUUCGUGCGAGGGUGCCUGCGGUUGCGCCACUAUCCGGAGGUCAUCGUCGUUGAAAGAGCGAGCCGUCAACCGCCUUUGGCCGGUCCGUCGCAUUUCCGCGGACACGGAGCAACGAUUCGUAGAUAGCAUCGAUAAACCAGGCAGAGAUGCGGGGAAAGAGGAACCGGAAGAAAUAGAGGAAGAGAACGAAACGGGCAAGGAAGGGACGGAGAAGGAGGAAACGGAAGAGGAAGAGGCGGGAGAGGUGGAAGGAUGCUCGGAACGAUCGAAAAGUACAGUGGUGAAACUGCUUGGAGCGCGUGCUGGAAAAUGGCAAAUCGGUAGCGGUGAAUCUACCGUUGCGUCUACGACCACGUCGUCCACUCCGUGCAGCACGUUCCGAAGAUCCGUGAGGAAAUUUUCAGUCUGUCCGCGCGACGGCUAUUUCGGCAGAGCGUCCGUGAUCAGAUCUAUCAGUAGCUACGAAAAGUUGAGCAACGGCGAGUUCGAAGGAUCGCGCAAGACCUUGCACGCCUCCGACCCCGUCUCGAUCGGCCCCUACGACGAACGACUAGCUUACCGACGAUAUUCUAGCUGCGACGUGGAAACUCUUUACGAGGGGAUCAAGAUUUUGGACGGAUUCUUAGCUCGCAGAGGUCUGACGGUCUCGCAUUCUCGCAAACAAUCGGUGACGGUGAUGCUGUUCGGCACCCCGGAGCACGGAGUUAUUCGUCGUCGUCCCAUCGGCGACGAGGGAACGAUACGCGAAAUUGGCCGGGUUUCUCGAUUCAACUUGGACGCUUUAACCAAUUGAUCGAGACACCGUCUCU